GUCUGUACCUGGACGCCUAUGAGGUUCCCUUCAGCCUGGAGGAGAACAUGCAGCGUGCACCCUGCUACCACGCCCCGCCCCACCUCAUCGACGAGGGCCUGGUCUCGGAGGCUCCGCCCCCCUACAGCUCCUUCAUGCUGAUCUCUAACCUGCGCACCCACCUCUACGUGUCCCUGGAGAAGAACGCCUGGCAGCAGAGGCGCAUCGAGGAGCUGGAGGAGGAGAGGAACUUCCUGCGCUGCCAGCUGGACCGCUUCAUCGUCAGCAUGCGCUCCUACGAAGGUCUGCUGGAGGAGGGCAGAGGGGCCCCGCGUCCUCCCCCCACCCCCCCCUCCCCCAUGACCACCCGCUCUGGCAUGGCCCUCCGGCGCCUCCAGAGCCAGGGCCCGGGCCCCAGGCCCCGCCGCCCCCCCUCCGUGCCCGUGAAGCAGGAGUUCCACCUGGAGGAGGAGAAGUUCUACACGGAUGAGGAGUAUGUGGAGGAGGCGGAGGUUGAAAGCGAGGAGGAGGAGGAGGAGGAGAAGAGGAAGGGGGGCCGUGGGGGGCGGGCCUGUGGGGAGCCCAGGAUGAAGAUGAGGCGGGUCUUCAGGAUCACCCACGGCCGGGAGCGCCAGAGAGUGAAGGAUGCUGAUGGGGUUCUGAUGCGCUACAAGAAGAUCCUGACUACGUACCAGAAGGUGCGGAGCAUGUCACGGGCGUUCCAGAUCCACGGGGUGGACCGGAACACCAUGGCCUCCACCUCGCCGGUCGCAGAGCUGCUGCUGGUCGCCCCCGAGAAGAUGGCGGAGGUGGGGGAGUUUGAGGCGUCUAAGGAGAAGCUCCUGGACUACGCCCGGCGCUGCUACAAAACCAUGGACGAGGCCACUCACACCAAGGUGCAGAGCAUGAAGAAGUCCCACGAGCUGCUGCCCAUCUCCUACCGCUUCAGGAACUAGCCUCCUCCCGCUUCAGGAACUAGUCUCCUCCCGGUUCAGGAACUAGCCUCCUCCCGCUUCAGGAACUAGCCUCCUCCCGCCUCAGGAGCUAGUCUCUACCACUGCAGAGACUAGUCUGCUGCCAGCUAGCGCUAGCUAGCUCAGGAGUAAUUUUGUUGUUGGUUUAACAGAUUUUUGUUCAGGAAGAAGUUUUGAGAAACACGUCUUCGUGGUUCAACAUCUUAAGAACAAGACUAGAAGGGAUUUGAAGACUAUGUUAUUACAUUAUUAUUUUAUAACUCAAGAGUAUAUUGGUUAUUACAUUAUUAUUCUUUUUUUAUUUUGGUUCAGGAGUUAACUUACUAGGUUAAAGAUUGCAAUGACGCUGAUAAAAUGUGACUAAUUUCCUUCCUUCAUUUAUAUAUUAUUUUAUUUAUAUUAUUAUUUAUAUAUUAUUUAUUUCCGUCCGAUAGGUACGUGAUGGUCAGAGUUCCCUGUCUAGGAAUGAUUGUUCAUUUACUAAGAGAUUCCAGCCAAUAGUCUUGCUUGUUGUUUGCCUGCCAUCUAGUUUGUUUACAUCUAGCAAGCGAAUGGCUGCUGUUUAGGUUGUCCCUCCCGUUUAAAACAACCAAUGAAUGAUGAAGAUUCAGAGUUUUUUUUUCCGUUUGUUUUGUAAAGAGAUGCAAAGUACUGGAAUAUAAUGUAUCUCAAAUGAUCGUUUAAGAGGAUGACAUUUGUGUUUGCUGAAGCCCUUGUUUGGGAUCUUUCCCAACCUGUGUACCUUACGUUCUGGGGUUAAGGGAUACUGGAUAUUUGGUCUCAAAUCGUAAUAACACUGAUAAACUGUGAUUUACUAAUUUCCUUAAUCAGUUAAUUUAAUAUUAAUAAGUUUCAGCUUUUUCGUGUUAGAGGAUAUUGAAUUAACAUAAUAAACCCUUUUCUC
Gadus chalcogrammus (walleye pollock) is the source of this 1857-nucleotide messenger RNA. RefSeq names its product coiled-coil domain-containing protein 106-like. NCBI's taxonomy places the organism in Eukaryota, Metazoa, Chordata, Actinopteri, Gadiformes, Gadidae. The coding region runs from base 48 to 935 and encodes 295 amino acids. Gene Ontology annotation, cellular component: nucleoplasm. The transcript is spliced from 7 exons. The record is from RefSeq and is a predicted model, not a curated record.